CCCGGAAGUCUCGCGAUGUUGCGCCUCUGGGUUUAGAAACUCUGUGCUCUAACGAUGACGUAGGGCUGGGGCGUGUGGAUUUACUUCCUGGGAUUUGUAGCUUGUAAAUGCAGUGUUCAAAUAUCCAAUGUACUAAUUCGUUGAACGUGGCACGUGAUUAACUACAACCAGUUAGCGAGUCGGGAAUAUCAGAGUUUCUUAGUUCCAACUAGCACUUGAACGCGGCACGAUUCCUAGCCAAGUGGACGAUGUCAGUUUCUCGUAUAAAGGAAUUUAUGACAUUUUUAGAAUUUUACAAUGUGCUUUAAAUAUAAUAGUUUGUUCGAAUAGAGCAGUAUGCAUGUCACGGAAUUGUGUUGAAUGCCCUAACGUUACAUAGGGGGGGAAAAACGUGUUGGAAGUCCUAGCUAGCUUGUUAACGUUAUUUGCACGGAGGCUAGCUGAAACGAACACCAUGAGAGGCAACGAGAAGACGUGGAAAGUUUACUCCGAACCAAAGAUAACAGAGGGGUGACAAUAUUGCAGUACCACGAUACACCAGGGGACUUGGUGUCUGGGUAUGUCACACGAGUAACUCCACAGAGUUCCGAGCCACGCCUCGAGAGGAGAGAGAGCUGUCAACCAGGCAGUUGAGACAUGAUUUGGUUCUUUCAUCCGACAGAAUGGUGCAAGUCAUAGCCAACGUGUGUUGUUUUGCUCUUUGAGCAAAGAGGUUGGAGUUGGAGGUAUCCCGAUGUGGGUAGUGCCUUGGCGGGCUGGGAGGGAACGAAUUAAUGAGAGGCAUAGGGUAGCAUAAGAGCGCAUUCUCUUCCAGUGUCUGACAGCGCUGUCGAUACUUCACUUCACAAUUUGGAGCUAGGACUCGGGAGUUCGGCGAACAUUGGUGCUCUAGCUACACAGGACCAGCCAGCUGUCUGAUGUUAUGUUUUAUUUGAUGAAAUUAAACCAGCUCUACGAAGCUUGCUUAUUGAAGUGCAGGUCCUCAAAGAGAUAACUCGUGGUCACUUCUCUAUUUGGCUGCUGUGAGGGAGGCCAGUGCUGUUACUGGUGAGCAUUCAGACUUCUCCACCCCAGAAAGACAGACGGCCGGAGUUCCCCUGCCCAGUGCCCCUGUUCUCCUUUUCAUGGAUGCCAGGCUGGCCCUGCUGCAGCUUGGGACUCUCCUGGUCCUCCUGUCCGCAGCACUGGAGUCGACUGCUAAGCUGACUGCUGGAGAGGAGGUCUACACUAACACCUGGGCGGUCCACAUAGAGGGAGGACCGCAGGAGGCUGACCGAAUUGCCAGGAAACACGGCUUCAUCAACCAUGGCAAUGUGUUCGGGGAUUAUUAUCACUUCCGUCAUCACACCGUAGUGAAGAAAUCCCUAUCAGGCCACAGGGGAACAUAUGUCCGACUGCAGAAGGAACCACAGGUGCGUUGGGUGGAGCAGCAGGUGUCGAGGCGGAGGAAAAAGAGGGAUGACUACAGCGAACCUUCCGACCCCAAAUUCUCCCAGCAGUGGUACCUGGUGAGCAAGUCCAACCCCAACGAAGCAGACCUGAAUGCCAGGGGAGCGUGGUCCCAGGGGUACACUGGGAGAGGAGUGGUGGUCACCAUCCUGGAUGAUGGCAUAGAGAAAGACCACCCAGACCUUGCCUCCAACUACGACCCUGAUGCCAGCUAUGAUGUUAAUGAUGGAGACUCUGAUCCCCAGCCACGCUACACACAGCGCAACGAGAACAGACAUGGAACACGGUGUGCUGGUGAGGUUGCUGCGGCCGCCAACAACGAUGUUUGUGGGGUUGGCGUGGCCUACAACGCCAAAAUUGGAGGUGUGCGUAUGCUGGAUGGAGAAGUGACAGAUGUGGUGGAGGCCCACUCCCUCAGCCUCAACUCGCAGCACAUCCACAUCUACAGCGCCAGCUGGGGCCCAGAGGAUGAUGGGAAGACGGUAGACGGCCCCGCCAAGCUGGCCAAGGAGGCAUUCCUCCGAGGAGUCACUGAGGGCCGCGGCGGGCUGGGCUCCAUCUUUGUGUGGGCGUCGGGGAACGGUGGUCGUGAGAAGGACAGCUGUAACUGUGAUGGUUACACCAACAGCAUCUACACCCUGUCCAUCAGCAGCACCACCCAGUAUGGCAUGGUGCCCUGGUACAGCGAGGCCUGCUCCUCCACCCUCGCCACCACCUUCAGCUCUGGGAACCCUAAUGAGAAACAGAUAGUGACCACAGACCUGAGACAGAAGUGUACAGACACCCACACGGGGACGUCAGCAUCGGCCCCCCUGGCUGCUGGGAUCAUCGCCCUGGCUCUGGAGGCCAAUAUGAACCUGACGUGGCGGGACAUGCAGCACUUGGUGGUGAGAACCUCUCACCCCGCCCACCUCAGCACUGACGACUGGAGGACCAAUGGAGUGGGCCGCAAAGUGAGUCAUUCGUAUGGGUAUGGUCUGCUGGAUGCGGGGGCCAUGGUGGCUCUGGCUCAGAACUGGACCAGCGUGGGCCCACAGCACCAGUGUGUCCUCACCAUGCUCUCAGAGCCGAGGGACAUAGGUAGCCGGCUGCUGUUCAGUAAGACAUUGGACUCCUGCUGGGGCAGACCAGAGUAUGUCAACUCUCUGGAGCAUGUCCAGGCCCGCCUCACUCUCUCCUACAACCACAGAGGAAACCUGGCUAUACACCUCAUCAGCCCCCUAGGGACACGCUCUACCCUGCUGGCUCCCAGGCCUAAAGACUAUUCGCCAGAGGGAUUUAUUGACUGGGCUUUCAUGACCACCCACAUGUGGGAUGAGGACCCUCGAGGGGAGUGGACCCUGGAGAUCGAGAACGUCUCAGAACAAGGACACGACUAUGGUGAGUUGAGUCAGUUUACUUUGAUCCUGUACGGUACGGGCUCCAGCUCCAAUAACCCCUCGUCUCCUGACUUCCCCCGGCCUUCCAACAACAGCUGCAAGACCUUCGACACCCAGCAGAUCUGCAUCGAGUGCAGCCUAGGCUUCUCCCUGUUCCUGCAGGGUUGUGUGAAGCUCUGCCCCCCCGGCUUCACCACGGGCCCCCAGCUCCUCAACAUGUCCCUGGACAACUGGGUGGACUUGUCCUCCGUCCAGUCCUGCCUGCCAUGCCACCCUGCUUGCCUCACCUGUUCCGGCCCCGGGCCCAGCGAUUGCCUCUCUUGCCCCCCUCACAGCCACCUGGUCCUCACCGCCUGCCUGCACCAGAACCAGAUCCAGCGCAAGUCCCCCACUGGCCCCGACCUCCAGGGAGAUGUGGGUGGACCAGGGGAAAGCCCAGUGGGGUUAGAGCAGGGGGGAGGUGGGGGAGUGGGGGAGCCUCCAGGACCUAGCCUGGCCCUGUCCUCCCCUCUGGCCACCCUCCUGGCUGUGCUCAGCUGUGCCUUCAUCCUGGCAGCCUUUGCCGGGGUCUUUUUUAUGCUGCAGCUGCGCUCUGGUGGCGCCCCUUGGGCCCGGAGGACCAAACUGCAGUCUGUGGAGACGGGGGGAUGGGCCUCGGGGGGCUUCGGCCUGGGGCUAGGCUGGGAGAGGCAGGGCAGGGUAUCCUAUAAGGGGAUCCCCACCGUGUGGGUUGACGAGGACCAGGUAACAUUGGGGGGCUCUGAUUCCGACAGUGAAGAGCUGAACUGCCACAGUGAGAGGACAGCCUUUAUCAGGACACAGAGCUCUCUCUAGCCCCCUCUCUAACCCCUAUGUCUGGAGGAAACUCUCUUCAGAGGGUUUGGUCUCUCCAGCCCCUCCCUCUGCUAGAGCUCAUGGGUCUGUAGUGUGAGUCUGGUUCAGGCAUUGUCCCUGGCUGAUAGACAGAGAUUCUGAUCCAGGGAUGUAAUGGCUCAGCCCAGCAAGCACCUCCUGGUCCACUGAUUCACCCUCAAGCAUUAAUCAACUGAAAAUGUUUUUGUUUUAUAAUGACUAUAUAUAUAUAUAUAUAUAUAUAUAUAUAUAUAUAUAUAUAUAUAUAUAUAUAUAUAUAUAUAUUAUUUUUGUUUUAUUUUUUGCUUUUAAACACUUGAAUAAGAUUAUUUGCCCUGGCCCAAGGGUCUAGGUAAAGGUAAAGUACAGUUUUCACUAUUAUUUCCCAUUGACCUUUAGUUUAUUGUAGAAAGGCCAAUUUCUGUAUUUUGAAAGUUGCAUAUCUUGAAAACUUGAUUGCUGUGACAUGCAAAACAUUUUGGGACUAUAUCAACAAUGGACUAAUGAAACAAAAGAUAGUUUUGGGGUGGAGUUUUCCUUUUAGCAGACGUCGGAAGAGAUGUCGUGUGUAUUAGUAUACGUGUGCGUAUGCGUGUGCCUGUGUGACAGUGACUUUGUAGACAAGAACUGAAUAGCCUCCCAACACAGUUUCUGAUUGGAUGAAGACCACAACAGGGUUUUAUUUAAUGUAUGAGAAAGAGAGAAGGUUGCAGAUUUGGGCACUGAUAAAUGCCUACAUUUGAACGCAGUGGCUGUACAGUAACAUGCUACACAUGACGUCAGACCUCAAGCUCUGCGCUUCACAGCGCCGAAUGGGUUUCGACUGACAGCCGUUCUGCACUUGAACACCGCACGCGAUAUGAAGUUGCCCCAAUCUCGCUCACUAAUUGGGCAUUUUUUUUUGUUGACUGAGUGAGGGAAAGCUGUAAAUUAAUGAGACUAUGUAUUUUGAAAGAUGAGACGUUGAGGAUUAUAACUAAAUACUGUUUUGAUGUCAUACAAGCAAGCCAAACACUCAUGAGUCCAAAUGUGUACUUCACAUUUCCGUAUAUGAUCUAUAUUUAAGGUACAGUUACAAUAUCACAUUGCGUCAUACCCUGGGUUAUUCUGAAAAUAAUGUGCAUAUGUUUGUCUACUGUGAAGAAAAUUUGACGCAGCACACGCACCUGAAUGCACUCAUGACUCCUUUCUAUGCGCACCAAAAUAACGAUCUGUUUCCCUGAAUUACAUUUUGAAAGCCUAAAACUGUAAUAUCGUGUUUUAUAAUUUAGCUAGUCAUGUUGGCAAUAGAACAAGCUUUCAAAUUAUACCCACCUGAUCCAGAUUGCGAUUUAUAAUGGUUUUUGGAUUGCGUAAACAACACCAGUAAUUGUGUAAUGGCGGGGACAAUGGGUUGUGUUCCAAACAAAACAACUUCAAGUGUGCUUGCUCUAGUUCCUCAACGGCACAUCUAGGAGAGCUCAAAACAGCCCCUUAUAGUUGAAGGCUGUUCUUUGAGUCAUAUAAGUGCAUUGAAAUUACUUAGGAAACGUGCACGCUUUGGAGAGGUGUGUGGCCACUUGGAGACACCAGUUAGUCCUCUCACUCUCACUCUUAUCAGUAGUGCUAAGCGAUUUUCGAUGUCGGUUUCGAUUGUUUUUUACAUUAAAUGCUCUAUGCAUUAUGUAGGUUGAAUGCUGUAACAACACAGAAUAAAACAAUUAA
Molecule: messenger RNA, 5384 nt
Organism: Oncorhynchus mykiss (rainbow trout)
Lineage: Eukaryota; Metazoa; Chordata; Actinopteri; Salmoniformes; Salmonidae
Product: furin
Biological process (GO): peptide hormone processing
Cellular component (GO): Golgi membrane; trans-Golgi network
Molecular function (GO): serine-type endopeptidase activity
Source: RefSeq, a predicted model, not a curated record